AGCCCCUUUGUUUUUGUGGUUGUGGGUUUCAAUAUCUGCAUCAUCCUCUAAUUCAUAACUGUAUCUUGCUCAUCUCUGAAGUGUCGCUGGGCAUUGUCCUUCCUUCUUCUUCUAUGCCUUGGAUCCACUUUGUUUUAUACGGAAAACAUUUUCUUUUUCAUGGACUCUAGUAAGAAACUUGUCUUUUCGGAGCCGUUUCUGUCACAGAGAAGGAAAGUAGUUUCUGGGUUUAGUUUAGGGGUUGUAGCUUCUCUUCUUAUUUUCACUCUUAUCUUUCUUGAUCAUUCCCUUAAUCCUAAAGUUCAGGGCUUUCUUCAAGGACUAGAUAAUGAUGGUUCAAAUUCUUCCUUUCCCUCUUUGCCCUUUUCAUUUUCAUCUUCUUCUUCUGCGAGUAAUGUCUCUGUGAAUUCUGGGCAGAAUAGUGAGGAAGGAAGUGUUCGUGUGGGUAAAACUGGCGAAGUGAAUGUUCCACAGACGAAUCCUCUGGAGGAAAAUUUAACAGAGAACUAUAAGAAUGCAAGCUUGCAUUCUGAAGAACCAAAGGUUCAACAGGAAGAAAUCCAUGAAACAAACGGCACAUUGGGUUCUGAGAAAGCAAAUAUUUUGGAUUCACUAAGCACUCGCCCGGAGAAUACCUCCCAAGCAGGUCAAGAUGUAAACUUGAUUGGUAGUGGGAGAGGAACCCAUGCAAGCACAAGUCUUUUUGACAAAGCAAAUAAGGAAACACAGAAAUUUCCUGCACCAGAAUCACCAAAGAAUGCCAAUUUCAGUGCAGAAAAUAACAGCAUGGAUAAUGCAAGUGUCAUUGCUAAAGAUUCACAUGCAGAGAAAAUGAAGAUCAGUUUCUAUGAGAACUGCAACAUUUUCGAUGGUAAGUGGGUAAGAGAUUAUUCAAAACCAUAUUAUCCCAUGGGUUCUUGCCCUCACAUCGAUAGGGAUUUCAAUUGCCACAUUAAUGGAAGACCUGAUGGCGAUUAUGUGAAAUGGAAAUGGCAGCCGAAUGACUGCGACAUUCCAAGUUUAAAUGCUACUGAUUUUCUGGAGAGAUUGAGAGGUGGGAAGCUUGUAUUUGUGGGGGAUUCAUUGAACAGGAACAUGUGGGAAUCUUUGGUUUGUAUCCUCCGACAAAGCAUCCCUAACAAGAAACGAGUUUAUGAGAUCUCAGGAAAGACGCAAUUUAAGAAGAAAGGUGUUUAUGCUUUUAGAUUCGAGGACUAUAAUUGUACAGUUGACUUUGUUGGUUCACCAUUCCUCGUAAGAGAAUCAACUUACCAAGGAAAAAAUGGAUCUUUCGAGACAUUAAGAUUGGAUCUGAUGGACCAGACAACUCAUACUUAUCAUGAUGCUGAUAUUAUAGUGUUCAAUACAGGCCAUUGGUGGACCCAUGAGAAAACUUCUAGAGGAGAAGACUAUUAUCAAGAAGGUGAUGUGGUGCACCCAAGGCUCAAGGUUCUUGAUGCAUAUACUCGGGCUCUGACCACUUGGGCUCGGUGGAUUGGCAGAAACAUUGAUGCUGAGCGAACGCAGGUUUUCUUCCGAGGAUAUUCCCCCACCCACUUCAAGGGAGGGCAAUGGAAUUCUGGAGGACAGUGUCACAGAGAAACGGAGCCGAUAUACAAUGAGGCUUUCUUACAAAAGUAUCCUUCAAAAAUGAGAGCUCUAGAUCAUGUGCUCAGAAAGAUGAAAACCCCGGUGACAUAUUUGAACAUAAGCAGGCUCACAGAUUACAGGAAAGAUGGACAUCCUUCUAUAUACAGAAUGGAAUAUAAAACCGCCCACGAACGAAACUCGGCCGAGCAGCACCAAGAUUGCAGCCAUUGGUGCUUACCCGGCGUACCAGACACCUGGAACGAGUUGCUCUACGCAUCCCUCUUGAAAAAUGGCAAGGGCACUUGGAAAAGGACCAACUGAAACUUCACUCAAAGUCAUUUCAUACCCACUUCCUGAUUCUUGAUACCUGUAUAUUUUAAUUCUUUUUUCCCACAUUUUCAGUUAUAGUUUCUGAGGAAGAUUAGUGUGAUGAGUUGAGAUAUUUGGGUUUUGUAAUCAUAUUCUUAUUAGCACGCUUUUGCAAGAUUGGGUAAAGAAAAAUGGAAGAUCAAAAUGUUUUCUGUUA
Molecule: messenger RNA, 2116 nt
Organism: Neltuma alba
Lineage: Eukaryota; Viridiplantae; Streptophyta; Magnoliopsida; Fabales; Fabaceae
Product: protein trichome birefringence-like 2
Exons: 5
Coding region: 160-1911 (583 amino acids)
Cellular component (GO): Golgi apparatus
Molecular function (GO): O-acetyltransferase activity
Source: RefSeq, a predicted model, not a curated record